ACACUCACAUAUAAACCUGGAUAACAUGUGGAGCUGAUUCGGAUUAUAGAGCCGCACAGACGGAAAAGGUCUGUGGAUCGCCAGGCGUUCUACCAUGCCUGUCCCCCUACCCCUCAAUCCCCGCAGACAAAAACACCUGCCCCACACACACCUCCACCCCGAACAAAGGGCAGAACGUUCCACCGUCCCUUCCCUCUUCCCUCCAUCCAUUCUCUCUCUCCCUCUUCUCCCCCCUCUCCUUGUCUCAUCUUUGCCCUCCUCAUCCCAUCUCGUCCACUGCGCCUGCCCCAGGACUACGAAAAGAACCCUUCCCGACUCUGUCCCUUUCCCGGUGUUUCACUGGCUGACUCUGGUCACAUGCUGCCUGCUGCCUUCUCUAAUCGGAGCGGGGGAGACGUGGGGUGUGGUCUCGGCCUGUCCCUUCCACUGCGUGUGUCGAAACCUUUCAGAGUCGCUCAGCACACUCUGUGCCGACAAGGGCCUCCUGUUUGUCCCCCCGCACGUUGACCGCCGCACUGUCGAGCUGCGACUGGCUGACAACUUCAUCACAGAAGUGGGCGGGACUGACUUUGUCAACAUGACUGGUUUGGUAGAUCUGACUCUGUCGAGGAACACCAUCCACUCGAUCCGACCAAUGGCUUUUGCUGACCUUGAGAGUUUGCGCUCGUUGCAUCUGGAUGGUAAUCGCUUGACUAUACUUGGACCCAGGGACCUCGCAGGUUUGGUCAAUCUGCAACACCUGAUCGUCAACAACAACCAGCUGGUCAAAGUCUCUGUCCAGGCCUUUGAUGACUUCUUGCUCACACUGGAAGACCUCGACAUGUCUUACAAUAACCUCAGGAGGGUACCGUGGGAGUCCAUUCAGAACAUGGCCAGUCUGCACACUCUCAACCUGGACCAUAACCUGAUAGACCACAUAGCCGAAGGAGUGUUUGGAGAGCUGUACAAACUUGCAAGGCUGGAUAUGACCUCCAACAGGCUCCGAACCCUGCCUCCUGAUCCCCUCUUUGCAAGGUCCCAGACAGGUGCAAUAAGUCCCACCCCCUACAAUGCUGUCAUAAGCUUAAAUUUUGGUGGGAACCCGCUGCACUGCAAUUGCGAACUGCUAUGGUUACGGCGGCUUAUCCGUGGAGAUGACAUGGAAACUUGUGCCACACCUGCUCACCUCGCUGGAAGAUAUUUCUGGUCAAUUCCUGAGGAGGAGUUUACUUGUGAACCACCUCUCAUCACCCGUCACACUCAUAAGCUGUGGGUGCUGGAGGGCCAGAGAGCCACGCUAAAAUGCCGUGCCAUUGGCGACCCUGAGCCAGUAAUCCACUGGGUUUCACCAGAUGACCGCAUCAUUGCGAAUUCAUCCCGGACCAGCUCCUUCAGCAAUGGGACCUUGGAUAUCUUAGUAACAGUAGCCCGGGAUGACGGGGCAUACACAUGUAUCGCAAUAAAUGCAGCAGGCGAAGCGACGGCCACUGUGGACCUGAAAAUAAUCCCUCUUCCUCACAGGGGAGGAGCAGGUGGAAACACAGGGAAUAACAACGUGAACACCAAAAGCAACAGGAAUGUGACCAAUGGGAUUUUACGGACCGAUCCGGGCUCUUCGGAUAUCAGCACAGGGAAAAACGGAGGGAUUAACAACGGCGCAGGACGUGGCGGAGAAGUGGAGGACGGGAAAAAAGGUGGAGGUGAGGACGACGAGGGCGUCACUAGCAGGGCCCCCGAAGGGGAGACGGCUGACGGAGGGAGCAUGGAGGACGACGAGGGGGACGAGGAGGAAGGAAGGCUGGUUGGGGUACAAGGAGUAACAUCAACUUCAGCUCAGGUCCGAUGGGAUUUGGGCCGUUUGUCUACAGCUUACGUUGUCUGGAUGUAUCAGAUACAGUACAACUGCACCGCCGACGAGACACUCAUCUACAGAAUCCUGCCAUCGACCACUGACCGUUUCCUGUUGAAGAACUUGGUUUCCGGCGUGGACUAUAACCUGUGUGUAUUGGCCAUUUUCGACGACAGCAUCACAUCAUUAGCGGCAACAAAAGUCCUGGGCUGUGCUACGUUCUCCACCAAGGAUGUUUACCCAGCAUGCCGCUCUCUCCAAGCCCAUUUCCUGGGCGGGACACUCACCAUAUUGGUUGGCGGUGUGGUUGUCGUCACCCUACUCGUGUUCACUGUGGCGCUCAUGGUUCGCCACCGUGUCUGCAAUCAUGGUGACCACAUGAUAUGUCACAACAGCAACACUGAGGCAGGAGGCGGAGCCUGCUGUCAGGGUGGAGGUGGAGGGAAUGGAGACAAAGGGGGAAACAGCAGCGGGUGCUACCAAUCAAAUGGUUCUGGGGACAUGAUGAUGGUGGUCCUGCCCAAUGGUCUGCCUUCAAAGAGAGGAGGAGACAAGGAGAGGGACAAUGGGAAGGACAAGGACAAGGAGAAGGAAGCGGCUGAUUCUGCAUCUUCUCUCCCUCCAAAACUCCCGCCAAAGCCCAGACCCAAGCCUAAAGUUAACCUGGAGCAGUUUCUAUCCGCUGGGGGAGUAGUUUCCACAACGACAGGGGCAGGGGGUGAGAUGGCGUUGGUGGUGAGGCAAAGGAAGCUAGAGAAGGCGCCACCAUACAGCCUUGACAGUGACAGAACUCCCCUCUACUACUCCCCUUCCCCUCCAUCCACCCUGCCCCGUCAGUCACACUCCAGGGAGCGGCCAAAACCCCGUCUGGAGCGAGAACUGACCAAUCGCGCCAGUUUCUCUCUGGCUGCACCCCUGAGAGACUCAGAGCUGUUGGACUGGAGAAUCACUCCCCGCAGGGACAAAUGGAACUCCUCACAGGCUUACCAGAGCCCGGUGUCCCCUCUAAGCCCUGCUUGCGGGAUCGUUAGCAAACGGCGGCACUCGCUGGAUAUGGGCUCCUCCGUUGCCCUAGCGACUGAUGCUGCGGCGACUGUUGCCAAGCGCUAUGGUGCUGUCAGUUACGCCAAGCGGCUGAGCGUGAUCUGGACAAGGCGGAGCCAGUCACUUCAUGGAAUGCUGGUGCAGUGCGCCUCGACGACAAGCACAACAUCUUCGACGGCCAGCGAUGAGGCUGAAAAUGCCGGGGGCUUUGGGGCGCGCUGCGAGUUCCAACGGGGGUACAUCCACGCUUAUAACACCACCAACUCCAACUCUAACACUGGGGUAACUGCUGGGAAAGCAAGCGGUGUAAAAGACAAGGGGAGGGAAAAGGGGAAGGAAGGACGGAGUGCUGAAGAACUGGAGGAAAGUGUUGUGUAGGGGGUUUUGGACCAGAACAAAAAAAAAAAUUAUGGAUAAAGGGUUCUGUGAGGGGACAGUCUAAAUGGGAUCUUGAUUUUAAGGAGAGCAAAGAGGUGGAGUCAGAGGAGAAAUUGUGGCUGCAGGAAAGUGAAGAUGAAGUGAUUGCAGAUGAGGAAGGGAAGGUUGCGAGUUCAGAGGAAGAGAGAGUAAAAUUGACUCCAGUCUCACUCCUUGAUUUGCCCUGGGAGAAGUCAAGGAAAAUGGAGAGGAGUGGGGAAAAUGUACCUGGAAGGGAGGAAGAAAGAUUUCAAAGAGGCUCUUUACAGCUGACCAGAAGAGUGAUGGGCGGAAAAAUAAGGGAGGGGAGAGAGAUGUGACAGGGAAAGUGGGUGCGUGAAAGAAACUUAAUGGAUGACAGUUUUAACGUGGUCUUUAAAAACUGGAAGCUGAAAAAAUGGAGUGAUACAAGACAAAAGAAAGUAGUAACACAAAAACAAAACUGAAGACAAAGAGUGACAGUUGUGAGAACAGAGAAAGUGAAUGAUAUAUAGUCGCUGAGGGACAGACGUAAUCAAAUGGGAAAACAUCAAUAGAGCAACAGAACAAAGGAUAUACGGCAGAGCGAGAUGGCGUGAGCUCAGCGUGGAUCUCAGUAAAGCCUAUACACUAAUAGAACCAGACUACUGCUAACACUUUCUCAACAACUCUCCAGGGCCUCAGCCCUCACAGCACCACAAGGGUUUACACUGGAUCAAAAACAACAGAACCGGUAAUACAAAAAUACUACAGAGAAAAAAAAAAGAAAAAAAAAAAAAGGAUGACAGUCCUGCUUUGUUAUCUUGUUUUUUUGACUGCAACACUGGCGGCCAUUUUGCAACACAAUGAAUGUGACUUUUAUGUGUCCUCUGUGGGUGGACAAUGAUUUUGGCUUGCCAUGCUUGCGGAUUAUGGGAACAUAAAUACAGAGCCGAGUGCAUUGGACAUGAUCAAUCGAUAUGGGCUGGAAAGAGCGAGUGGAGCAGAGACAUUAUUAAAACAAAGACGUUGGGAUUACAAUGAAGUCGAUAUGGAUUACAAAAUGGUGGAGACAAGGGUGUAUGAUGGUGCAUUUCUGAAAGACCAGAUUGUAUUGGAUGUCUGAUUAUAACGGACCAAACUCAUGAAUAAUGCUAAUGGAUGCAUAAGUGUGCAUGCACUGAUGGGUCAGGGUUAAGAUGUGUGGAUGUGAGCCCCUGUAUGUUUGUGUGCGCACAUGUAUAUGAAUGUUUGUGAGGGGCAAUCCAGCCACCCGGACUCCAUUUGUGUCUCAUAAAGGUUUAUCGCUUUCUGGACAUGCCAUUAACGAAAUGCAUCAAAACAUUUAAGAUUAGCUGUGGUCUGAAGUUCCACCUCACGCCGAGUAAAUCAAGACUGAAAUGUUUACAUUUUCACCAACCACAAUAAAUCACCGUUUGAUGAUCAGAAAGCGGCAAACCUUUACAGAGGAAUCAAAACUUCAAAUUAAUUUUGUGUGUCUUCAGACUCCGUUGUGCCACCGUGAAUGUUUUCAGAAAGGAAGUAGUUAAAAAAAAAGGCAGUGGAAGCAACUGAUGGAGUCUUUAAUGGAAGACUUUGUAAAACUUAUAAUGGGACGACUGAUCCACUGGCACAGACCACCGAGACUCUUAAAAACUAUCAAGAAGAAAAAAAUAAAGAGAAAACUUGAAAGUAUAUAUAUAUAGUAUAUAUAUAAAAUGAUGUUACUUGUCGCACCAUGUGUUUCUGUUUUUCAAAGUUUUCUGGGGAAUGAUGUUAGGAUCAAAUACAAAAUAUAAAAUGUGAUUUUUUGUUUUAGACAAAAAAUCUUCAUGAUUAGAACAGAAAAAUGUUGAUUAUAACUAGGCAGAAAAACAAAGCUCAAAACUGAUAUGGAAAAAGCACACACAGCACAAAAAACACACAAACUGGUAAGCACACACCCCAAAAGACACACACGAACAGAUGCCUAUAAAAACAGUACAAAACAUUAAUAAUGACUUUUAACAAUUACUGUUGUUUCUUUUCUGUUUUGAUUUCAUUUUUGCCAAAGUCAAUAUUGUUCUCUGGACUUGAUAUAAAUAAAAAUUACAUGUAUGAAACA
This is a messenger RNA of Larimichthys crocea (large yellow croaker), 5351 nucleotides long. Its product is annotated as leucine-rich repeat and fibronectin type-III domain-containing protein 4. Gene Ontology annotation, molecular function: protein binding. The record is from RefSeq and is a predicted model, not a curated record. The transcript has 7 exons. Bases 95 to 3250 code for a protein of 1051 amino acids. Lineage: Eukaryota; Metazoa; Chordata; Actinopteri; Sciaenidae.